AUGGACCCUGAGACCGCCCAGCAGCAGCCGCUCGAGAACGAGCCGAUUGAGCUCAAUGCCAUCGGUAAGGCGGCGGCUCAAUUCCUCCAGCUCGGAGCCAACGCGUCCAACAACCUCGCAGAUGGCUUCAACAAAAUGGACACCAAGAGCUGGAUCCGUCUUAUCGUGAUUGUGGGUGGCUACAUGCUGCUGCGACCGUACGUCCUAAAGCUGGCCGGCAAGGUCGCGGUCAAGAAGAUGGAAGAUCAAGAGGAGAAGGAGAAGGAGGCGGCCAAGGCCAAGAUUUCGGCCAAUGAGCUCCGAGGUGAAAUCGUUGAAGACAUUGAAAUCGACGCCGCGGGCGACGGUUCAGGCGCCGAUUGGGGCCAGAAGGCUCGAGUGAGGCAGCGGGUGAUGCUGAAGAACAUGCUCGAGGCAGAGGAGCUACGGAGACAGGAGGAGGAGGAUGACAAGGACAUUGAGGAGUUCUUGGUGGACUAA
Molecule: messenger RNA, 480 nt
Organism: Ilyonectria robusta
Lineage: Eukaryota; Fungi; Ascomycota; Sordariomycetes; Hypocreales; Nectriaceae
Product: trafficking PGA2-domain-containing protein
Exons: 1
Coding region: 1-480 (159 amino acids)
Biological process (GO): protein transport
Source: RefSeq, a predicted model, not a curated record